Molecule: messenger RNA, 1247 nt
Organism: Helianthus annuus (common sunflower)
Lineage: Eukaryota; Viridiplantae; Streptophyta; Magnoliopsida; Asterales; Asteraceae
Product: AT-hook motif nuclear-localized protein 20
Exons: 1
Coding region: 147-983 (278 amino acids)
Cellular component (GO): nucleus
Molecular function (GO): DNA-binding transcription factor activity; minor groove of adenine-thymine-rich DNA binding
Source: RefSeq, a predicted model, not a curated record
UCCCAAACUUCACCUUCAACUUUUUUCAUCAACACACUUGCACCAUCUCUCUUUCAUCUAUAAUCUCCAAACUAUUCACUAGGGUUCAAUAAGAACCUCCGAUCACCUUCUAUAUACUUCCAUCUAAAUAACUGAUCAAGAUCAUCAUGUCGAACCGAUGGUGGACCGGUCAAGUCAACGUAGCUGGGGUGGAAACAUCAUCAGCCGGUUCUGGUCAUUCUCCAGUGAUCAAGAAACCAGAUCUCGGUAUAUCGAUGAACGAGAACAACACAGCAAGUGAAGAAGAUGAACGAGAUAAUAAUAGUGAUGAUCCAAGGGAAGGUGCUAUUGACCCAUCGAACCGCAGGCCAAGAGGCCGGCCUCCAGGGUCCAAAAACAAGCCAAAACCGCCUAUCUUCGUGACUCGAGACAGCCCCAACGCGCUCCGUAGCCAUGUCAUGGAGGUGGCUAGUGGGACGGAUGUAGCGGAGAGCAUAGCGCAGUUUAGUCGAAAAAGACAGCGAGGUGUUUGUGUUAUGAGUGCUAGUGGGACAGUUAUGAAUGUAACCUUAAGACAGCCUUCUGCACCUGGUUCAGUCAUGACUUUACAAGGCCGGUUCGAGAUAUUAUCAUUAACUGGAGCUUUUUUACCCGGUCCAGCCCCACCUGGAUCAACUGGGCUCACUAUAUAUCUAGCUGGUGGUCAGGGUCAGGUGGUGGGUGGGAGUGUGGUUGGGUCUUUAGUAGCUUCUGGACCGGUUAUGGUCAUAGCCGCAACGUUUUCUAAUGCUACUUAUGAACGAUUGCCGGUUGAAGAAGAGGAGGAAGCCGAUAGUGUGGCACCAGGGCUAGCUGCUGGUGGAUCACCGCCGCGGCUCGGGAAUAUGGGUGAUCCCACUCAGAUGGGGGUUUACAAUAUGCAGCCUAAUAUGAUCCCUAAUGGAGGUGGACAGAUGAACCAUGAUCAAGCUUUUGGUUGGGCUCAUGGCAGGCCUCCAUACUAGAGGAUUGGUUUAUAAGGUAAUAAGUUAUUUAAGACCAAAAUAAUGAUCAUGUUAUAAAAUAUUAACAUGAAUUAUCAGUAGAUAGGUUACUUGAAAUUAAGUUUAGGUGAAUUGUGAUGUUGUAUACAUUAACAAUGUUGAACUUCGUGUUUGUACACUAAUGCAAUGCAAUGAUGAGAAUGAAUAAAUAAAUAGGGUUUGUAUUUGUAAAGCUGUCUUGGCUUUGUUUUGAGUUUUAUAUACAACAGAAAUUGUUCUUGUAUA